Molecule: messenger RNA, 2411 nt
Organism: Neodiprion virginianus
Lineage: Eukaryota; Metazoa; Arthropoda; Insecta; Hymenoptera; Diprionidae
Product: alpha-amylase-like
Exons: 6
Coding region: 341-1834 (497 amino acids)
Biological process (GO): carbohydrate metabolic process
Molecular function (GO): cation binding; alpha-amylase activity
Source: RefSeq, a predicted model, not a curated record
GUGUACAGCCUGUAUUCGCAGCCCUACUUACAACGCACGAAAUAAGAAUAGUUCACUUCAAAGAGCUAAAAUCUAAUCUUCGUGUCUACGCGUUAACUUAUAUCGUUGGAAAGUCGAGUGAAAAUCGCCUCGGGCGAAACUUGUUUUGACGGCCGACGUCGACUUGCCAUAACAUGAUAAUUAUACUAACUAGAGAUAACGUCAGCAGGGUCAGAUAAUUGAGAAGAUAUCACGCCGUAGUUACGACUGAAUUAAAAACCUAGAAUUGUCAACGAGUUGGAAAUAACGUCAAGUAAAAUAUAAGUACCAAGUUUCUUCGUUCUGUGAUUCAGUUAUCGUAAUGCAGUUGAGCCUGACGUUACUGUCUCUGGCCGCAUUUGCGGUUGCAACUAAAAAUCCUCAUUUCUCAAACGGUCGCGAUGUCAUCGUGCAUCUCUUCGAGUGGAAGUGGAGCGAUAUUGCCGAUGAAUGCGAAAGAUUCCUCGCACUGAAAGGAUACGGAGGUGUCCAGGUCGGAUUUCUGGUCUCGCCCCCGAACGAAAACUUGGUAAUAAAAAACAGGCCUUGGUGGGAACGCUACCAGCCGGUUUCUUAUAAGCUGGUUACCAGAUCCGGUGACGAAGCAGCUUUUAGGAACAUGGUGACACGCUGCAACAACGCGGGUGUCAGGAUCUAUGUUGACGCCGUCAUCAACCACAUGUCCUCGAUUGCAGAGGAUGGGUCAUACGGCACUGCUGGAUCCCAGGUCUUCUACUCUAAUCAAUCGUGGCCCGCGGUUCCCUACAAUUCGGCCGACUUCCAUGCGGACUGCGUCGUCACGAACUACAAUGAUGCUGCUAACGUCCGGAACUGCAAAUUAGUUGGCCUUGCGGAUCUCAACCACGCAACAGAAUGGGUCCGCGAAAAGAUCGUGGAGUACAUGAACCACCUGAUAGAUAUUGGCGUAGCUGGUUUCCGUAUCGACGCGGCAAAGCACAUGUGGCCGAGAGAUUUGGAAAUCAUUGUCAAACGCCUUAAGAAUCUCAAUACAGACCAGGGCUUCGCGCCGAAUAGUCGCCCCUUCAUCUAUCAGGAGGUCAUUUAUCUGGGACAUGAAGCGACCAAUGUGUCGGAGUACACAGGCAUUGGUAGAAUUACUGAAUUCAAGUAUGGUUUGGAACUGGAUCGCUGCUUCAGAGGAAACAACGCUCUUAAGUGGCUGACCAGCUGGGGUGAAGCUUGGGGUCUCCUCACAUCCAGUGAUGCUCUAGUGUUCAUCGACAAUCAUGACAACCAGCGUGGUCACGGUGGUGGUGGAAGUAUUCUCACGCACAAAACCUCCAAACCGUACAAGAUGGCAACUGCCUUUAUGUUAGCCCACCCUUACGGAAUCACCAAAAUCAUGAGCUCGUUUGCGUUCGACAACAGUGACGCCGGUCCACCCGCCGACUCCAAUGGCAACAUAACCUCACCGAUGAUCAAUUCUGAUGAUACCUGCGGAAACGGAUGGGUCUGCGAGCACCGUUGGCGACAGAUCUACAACAUGGUUGGAUUCCGUAAUGCGGUCAAGGGUACUGGAGUAAAGAACUGGUGGGACAAUAACAACAAUCAAAUUGCAUUUUCUCGCGGAAGUGCCGGUUUCGUUGCAUUCAAUUUAGACAGGCAGGACUUGAAGCAGACCCUCCAGUCUGGCCUUCCGGCUGGUACCUAUUGUGACGUAAUAUCCGGUAGCUUGAAGGACGGUAGAUGUACAGGAAAAAUUAUAACCGUGAACAGCGACGGUACCGCUUACAUCGAGAUAUUGAACUCCGAGGAAGACGGUGUACUCGCUAUCCAUGUAAAUGCGAAACUGUAGCAAGCUCAAUUGGAUGCCAAUCACGAUUGUCAAUAUCCGGCAGAAAAGUUCAAUUCGAACAGACUGAAAUAAUGAUAUCAUAUAAAGUUUCCAUCCGGUAUCGAAAACUAAGGACCUAUAUUUUCUGUAUCAAUUCCUCAGUUUCGUGACUCAUAAAUUAAUUGUUCAUUCAUUCACCCGAUUCACGACGAUUGCAAAACAUUUUUUUUUUUUUGCGAGUAAAAACUCGGUUAAAGUUUCGCCACAAACAUAUUCGGAACUAUACGAAAUCUUUAUGUCGAAAAGAAGAACGUAGUUAGUGCCGUUAUUUUAUCGUACUAUCGUGCACGGUUUUGCAGAGCCAAUUUUUCUCAACAAUGAACAAACAAGAAAGACCUUGAUCAUUAUUAUCAUUGCAAUUCCAUCAGAUACGUUAGUUGUUUUCCGAGUCCUAGACAAUAUCCGAUAAAAAUGUGACUGAUCUAGCCACGGCUGUAUAAAUAUGUGACCAGUUGCAGUACGUUAAUGAAUUUUAUUAUCUCUUGAGAGAAACACUCCGAGUUUUGAUGUAACCACUAUUAAAAUACCAUGAUUAUAA